Vicia villosa (hairy vetch) is the source of this 1321-nucleotide messenger RNA. RefSeq lists its product as uncharacterized. The record is from RefSeq and is a predicted model, not a curated record. Gene Ontology annotation, molecular function: hydrolase activity. NCBI's taxonomy places the organism in Eukaryota, Viridiplantae, Streptophyta, Magnoliopsida, Fabales, Fabaceae. The transcript has 3 exons. The coding region runs from base 138 to 1097 and encodes 319 amino acids.
CAUUCAGUCACACACACCUCUUCAAAGUUGAAAGUUGAAACCCAACCCUUCUUCGUUAUUAUCGCCCAUCACCUUAUAUUUAAACACCAACACUUCACAGCAAACACUCCUCACACUUCACACCAAAGAGAUCAACAAUGGAAGGAAUUGAACACAGAACAGUUGAAGUGAAUGGCAUCAAAAUGCACAUUGCCGAGAAAGGCAAAGAAGGACCAGUUGUUUUGUUCCUUCACGGCUUCCCUGAACUCUGGUACUCAUGGCGCCACCAGAUUGCUGCUAUCGGUUCCCUCGGUUACCGUGCCGUGGCUCCAGAUCUCCGUGGUUACGGCGACACCGAUGCUCCAACCUCGGUAAGCAGCUACACAUGCUGUCAUAUAGUAGGUGACAUUGUUGCUCUCAUUGAUUUACUCAGUGUUGAACAAGUGUUCCUUGUGGCUCAUGAUUGGGGUGCUACCAUGGGUUGGUAUCUCUGCAUGUUUCGUCCCGAAAGAAUCAAAGCCUUUGUGUGUCUCAGUGUUCCCUUCCCCCGUAGAAACCCUAAAAUCAAAACCAUGGAUGCUAGGCGUGCUGCUUUUGGAGAUGACUAUUAUAUGUGCAGAUUUCAGGAACCAGGCAAAAUGGAAGCUGAGAUGGCUGAGGUUGGCACUGAAUAUGUGCUGAAAAAUUUCCUCUUAGCUCGGAAACCUGGUCCUCCAAUAUUUCCAAAGGGAAAAUAUGGAACCGGAUUCGACCCCGAUACCCCGGACACUUUGCCUUCUUGGCUCACAGAAGAAGAUCUUGCUUAUUAUGUCUCCAAAUUAGAGAAAACCGGCUUCACUGGAGGAUUGAACUACUACAGAAAUCAUAACUUAAAUUGGGAGCUCAUAGCACCAUGGAGUGGAGUCAAAGUCAAGGUGCCUGUGAGAUUCAUUACUGGUGAGUUAGACAUAGUAUACACCUCGCCCGGCACGAAAGAGUAUAUUCAUGGUGGAGGAUUCAAGGAAGAUGUACCAAAUUUGGAGGAAGUGAUUGUGCAAAAAGGCGUGGCUCACUUCAACAAUGAAGAAGCUGCUGAGGAAGUCAGUAAUCUCAUUUAUGACUUCAUUAAGAAGUACUAGUUCUGAAGCAGCUAUUAGCUAGAAGUUUUGUCUGAAUUGUUUUCUAAUAAAAUAAUUUAGCUGCAAUCUAUGCUACUUUGUAGUCUUGAUUGUGCUAUUAUGGAAACUUUGAUGUUCCAAUGAACCGGAGAUUUCUUUGUUAUGUUUUCUAUGUUUUGGACCUAGAAUAUGUUUUUGCUGUAUGAUCUCAAAUUAACAUCAGAAUUCAGAACAUAUUCGGAUUA